UUUUAUUGCAGAUACUGCGAUGGGUUACAAGCUUAAUUCGCAAAAGAACUUCAAAGUUGACUACGUCGAGGCUGUAGAUAAGAUUGCAUCUAUUGUGCAAAUGCGCUUCACAAAUGUAUGGUUAUCAUCUGAUUCAAUUUUCAAAUUAACUAAGUCGGGCAAAGAGCACGACCAUUCACUUCAAAUCAUACAGGAGUUUGUCAACAAGGUAAUUGUAAAAAGAAAAGCCGAAUGGAAAAGCGAUACCAACUUCAACAAUUCAAAGAAGAGACGGGCCCUGCUGGAUUUAUUAUUGCAAAUAUCACAAAAUGGCACUGUCCUUUCGGACGAAGACAUUUGUGAGGAAGUAAAUACUUUUAUGUAUGCUGGACACGAUACGAUGGCCACUACCAUAUCAUGGACACUUUAUGCACUAGGACGAAACCCCGAAUACCAGCAAAAAAUUUUAGAGGAAUACAAUGAUAUGGUGGUGGACACGGAUGAAAUUACAUUGGAAAAUAUACACAAAUUAACAUGGUUGGAAGCUUGCAUCAAGGAACAGUGGAGAUUAUAUCCUGUGACUCCACUUAUAGCAAGACAAAUUUACAAACCAAUCGAAAUAAUGGGCAGUCAAAUUCCACCGGGCUCGACAGUUCUCAUCAACUCCUAUUUACUACAUCGUGACGACCGUUUUUUCCCAGAGCCGCACAUUUAUCGUCCGGAGCGAUUCUUGCCCGAUGGCCCCAAGUUACCUCCUUACGCUUUCAUACCCUUUAGCGCUGGUUCGCGCAAUUGCAUCGGCUGGAAAUUUGCCACAUUAGUGGUUAAAGUGGCCAUCUUAUCUGUGCUGAAAGCCUUCCGUGUGGAAGCUCUCGAUAAAGAGGAUGAAUUGCGUUUUAUAUCGGAAUUGGUGUUAGUCAACGCAAACGGACUUCGUCUUAAAAUCACACCGCGUUAAAAUUACACUGCGAACAUCCUUCUCUUCUUUUCUCUCCGUGCUAUGGAAAAAAUCAAUGCUGAGAAGAAUUCAUUAGUGCUUAGUUAAAUUUCUCUUUUCUGUAAUCACUCAAAUGUUUCGAAGCAUUUGUAGCGCCAAGUAGAUACUG
Trachymyrmex cornetzi is the source of this 1085-nucleotide messenger RNA. RefSeq names its product cytochrome P450 4c3. The annotation marks the transcript as partial. The record is from RefSeq and is a predicted model, not a curated record. Gene Ontology annotation, molecular function: monooxygenase activity; heme binding; iron ion binding. Lineage: Eukaryota; Metazoa; Arthropoda; Insecta; Hymenoptera; Formicidae. The transcript has 5 exons.